UUUUUCUGAAGCUGUGAAAUUCCACUUCAGGUUUGACUCACCAACAUAAUGGGUCUGGUGCUCUUGAUCUAACUCAUUUACAAAACUUGGUUGCUUCCAUGAAUGAUGCUGCCAUUCAGACAAAUGACGUCAAAUAUAAGAACAGAAAAUGUUUGCCCUAGGUGGGAUAUUGUAAAGCCAGCAAGUACCAACAAAUUUGAGAAUGAAAAGAACACUAAGCAUAGAACAUCUUUCCACUGUAUGCAGCACCGCUGUUGUCAUUGUUCAUGUGUGUCAGGUUUAUUCUGCUGAACAUGUGAGUUGCAUGUGUACUGCAGGAGGCUAAAUGUGCCUUUGUGGUCAUCCUGAUGGCUGUAUACUGGUGUACAGACUGUGUGCCAUUGGCUGUGACUGCCCUCCUUCCCAUCAUCUUCUUCCCCUUAAUGGGAAUCAUGAAGUCUGAACAGGUCUGUCUCCUGUAUGUCAAUGACGCUUCCAUGUUGGGAUUAGGUGGGCUGGUAGUGGCUAUAGCUGUGGAGUACUGGAACCUCCACAAACGCCUCACUCUGUGCAUACUCAUGCUGGUGGGGGUGAGACCAGCACUACUGAUGGCGGGGUUCAUGAGCAUCGCUGCCUUCCUCUCCAUGUUCAUCUCGAGUAUCGCCAGUGUGACUAUGAUGCUGCCCAUCAUCCAUGAUGUGUUGGAGUACUGUAGAAAGACUGAGGAUGCAGCCAAGGAUUGGGAGCAGCAGCAAAGUGCACCCACUCAGUCUUUGCGCAUGAGGGUGGCCAAGCAGGACAUCCAGUUCAUCAAGCUGGAGCCAAGCCCUGAGGAGGUCUUUAGAGCUGAGCAGAGGAUGCUGAGGCACCAGCAGAAUAACUUGAACCUCACCAAAGGAAUGAGCCUGAGCAUGUGCUACGCCGCCAGCAUCGGCGGCACCGCCACCCUCACCGGGGCCAUCCCCAACCUCUUGCUCAAAAACCAGAUUGACAAACUGUUUCCUGAGAAUGGGGAUGUGAUCAACUACACCAGCUGGUUUAAGUUCUCCUUCUUAAACAUGUUGCUCAUGCUGGCCACCUCUUACUUAUGGCUGCACUUCAUGUACUGGGGGUUCAAUGUGAAAAAAUCAUUUGGCUGUGGAACAAACGGCAACAGCAGGCAAGCGGCACAUCAGCUCAUGAGGACUGAAUACAGGAAGCUGGGCAGCUUUAGCUUUGCGGAGGGCUGCGUGGUGGUCCUCUUUCUCCUACUCGUAGUGCUCUGGUUCACCCGUGACCCAGGCUUCAUGCCUGGCUGGGCCGAACUGCUUUUCAACCAGGAAAGAAAAAAGGCCUUCAUUGAGGGCUCCCAAGACUUUGCUCUCCUGGGGCAUGGUGCAGAAGAAGUUACCAUGGAACCUCUUGCUGCUGUUAGGGGGCACCUUCGCAUUGGCCAGAGGCAUCCAGGAAUACAUAUGGUAUAUAUGAUAUGUAUGAUAUUUAUGCAUAUGAUAUGUAUGUCUUGCCUAUUGCUGCAUGGCCAGGCCACCACCAUUGGGCUGCACCCGCUGUACCUCAUGGUCCCGCCCACCAUCUGCAUCUCCUUCACCUUCAUGUUCCCAGUGGCCACUCCCACCAAUUCCAUCACAUUCACCUACACCAACCUGAAGAUCAUGGACAUGGUCAAGCCCGGAUUUGUGCUGAACAUACUCGGGAUCCUGUGCACCAACCUUGCCAUCCACACUUGGGGUGUAGCGAUAUUCCAGCUGAACGAAUUCCCCGCAUGGGCCAAAUUCAAUAGCUCCUCCACGGCUUUGCCACUCACCUCAGUGCCUCCAACAGUUCCUCUCUGA
Molecule: messenger RNA, 1811 nt
Organism: Electrophorus electricus (electric eel)
Lineage: Eukaryota; Metazoa; Chordata; Actinopteri; Gymnotiformes; Gymnotidae
Source: RefSeq, a predicted model, not a curated record